GCUGCUUUUAUUCUCCCUGCAUGCUGCUUUGGAUGGCUUCCUCCUGAGUCCCAGCAGCUUUCAGGACUUGAAGUUUUGGUGGCAAGAUGCUUGUUAAGCAUUCCAACCAGCUCAGCUGGCUGGUGUGCAGCAGUGUCGUCAUCCCAUGACAGACCUCAGAACGCUGUCACUGGCAAGUGCAUGUUUGGGCAGAUCUUGUCCUUUUUCCCUGCCUCGCUCUGAAAUGGGAGCACAAGUGUUUUACCCUAGCGUACUCUGCAGAAGCAUGUGCGCAUGUGUGUGCACAUACCAGUGUUUCUGUGUUCCCCAGCAGCUCCAUGGUUUUGUUUUGCUGUGGUGACCCCUCAGCUGGCAGUGAUUCCUUUCCCAGCAAUCUGCACAUUCUCCUUCCUCUGUGUAAGCUAUUAAAACCAGAUGCGCAGAAAGAACUCUGUUAUGAUGAACUUUUGUGGGCUGAUUUCAUUUCUUGGCUGGAAUAGUGGGCUGUCUCCCAUGAAAGCUGGGGGGAAAGUCCAAGAGGAUUUAAACUCUUAAGUCUGAGCUAAACUCCUGGGUCUGAAUCUAUGUCUGUUGAUAUCACAGUAAAUUAAGUGUAACGCAGCUAAACCAAACUGAACUAAAUCAAUGCAAAGCUGGAAUGAGAGAUAGGAGAGAUGAGAUCUGACCUUGCAUUUAUCUGCCUAUGUUUGUUCUUUGUAGGUUAUUCUGUGGGUCCUAAUACGUCAUUAAACCUGGAAAGAGUAAGUAGCUCUGCAUUGGUCCUGGAUCAGCUUAAUUUUAAAACACAGGAAUCUCAGAAAUAAGCUUGUGAUCUCGUGCAAAACCAUGAAAGAGGAAAAGGCACCCUGCCAUUUAAUGGGUGUAUUUAUAGGAAGGUCUUCUCACAGCCUGUAUCUGACUCAAAGUAGAAGCCAUCUGGGAAUGUUUCUAUGGGUAAGGACCACAUUGCAGGAAGUGUCACAUCAUCCUGCAGCCCCGUCAGACAAGGACUGCUUUAGGCUCUCUUUCGGCUCAUGGUAGGUUUGGAAGAAGAAAGCAACAGCCAGAGUUCAGCGUGUCAUGAUGUGACACCCCUUCUCAAUGUUUUUUGACCAAUGGUAAUUAAAGUUUUGAGAUUUCUUAUGGAAUCUGCCCCCACUAUCAAGCUAUUGAUUAGAAGAGCUCUUUACUAUUUUGGCAGUUAAUAAGGUUCUCUAGAUGACCCCUAGAUCCCAUUAAAUGCCUUUGUAAACCAUCAGUCCUCUACAGAGUACAGAUGAGAACCACUCUGCGGCAACACUGUGCUGGGGAAGGCUGUUGAGACUGUGGGUGCUGAAUGUCAUCCUGCACUGAUGCUGAGGUCUCAGUUGUGUUAGGAAUGGAAGAGAAAAAACUAAGACACUUGGUGUGGGUUGAUGUCCUCUGUUUCCCAGGGUCCUGUCUUGUGAGUGGUAAGUGAAGUGGUACUGGUGUGUGUACAUGGUCUCAGCGACAGGCAGUUAUAGGAGUGACCAGUCAGUGCUCCUAGAAGUAGCUUCACCAAGAUGUUCGCUCUUUUGGAGUGCUCAUUUCCUUUUGCAUAAGGCAAUAAGCACUAAGGGCAAAUGAAGUAACCAGUGGCCUAAGUGUCUGGAAACUAAGUCUGCUUUGUGCAGUUUCCUGUGCCUGUGAUGGGUAGCUGACACUGUACUUUGUACGGUAACGUUCUGGCUAGUUCAUUCUCUCAUACCAUUUGCACUACCUCGUAGCUGGGCUGUGUGAAGUUGUGCAAGGAGAACUGGCUUCCCACAGAGCAGUUGACCUCAGAUGUUUCGCUGCUUACUUGCUUGUCCUGGGGCUAACUGAAGGAGCCUUGUGACACCUCACAAUGAAACCAUGGGCUCUAGCACUGUCAGGAUCAAACCAGCUGCCUCCCUUCUGAUCUGAGUGGGCUAUUGUUGAAAGCCCUGAGAUGCUGCCUCUAUACGUGCAGGCAUGGGUUAAGCAUUAUGAAUUUGCAAUAGCCAGCCAGCUUUCCCAUAUAAGAGCACUGCACUCAUUGGCUCUCUCUUUUACUGAGAAAUCUAUCUAGUCAUUUCCUGUGCAAGCCCUUCGCUUGGCAGAAAGCUAUACAGUUGAGUAAAUAACAAUAAUCCGUGGUUAUUCCCUCUCACAGACAGCUUGGAUUCUCUCAUGGACCACCACCAUCUAGAAGUUCAACGCUGCACUGUUAACAGGCUGCUAUUAUGAGUGUGGUCAUCUCUGCAGAGGAGGAGGACUCUCACCCAUGGAUGUAAAUAACUUGGGGUCUGCUUUCACACUAAUUAACACUUGUUGGUAUUUGGCUUGGUUUAUACCGACAGAUUAUUUACCCUCUGAAGAAUCCAUUGGGACUCCUUGUCAGAUCAGUUCUUGGGUGGAGCUUGCAGCAACUUGGGUGCUGUGGAGAGAUGGAAACUGCAGCUGAGAAAUGAUUUUGGGGAAAGGAAGACAGAAAAGCAGAAGCAAACUAUUAUGGAAGUACAAAUAGCUCUGUAAAGGAUCAGCAAAUAUGCCAGUAAGUGUUUUGGGGGAGGAAACAAGUCUGAAAGGGUGCUAUAGGGUGUAUGCCUGUGUGUCCAGAGGAAUGUUUGUCAUUAGAGCGCAGACUAAACUGAAUGGCUGAAUUAUCAUAAUGGUUUGUCUUGAAAUCAGCCCUUGGAUUUCCUGCUGUGAGCUGCGUGGAGAUGUUUUGUGGCCGUUUGCUGCCUAGAACUAUGUUUCUUCAUAUCCUAAUCAAAGGCGUAAUGCCUAUGCUUUCUUAUGUAUGUCAAUUUACCUCUUUGACGGUACAGGCUAUGGAGUCUGGCUGUAGUCCCAGCAAAGGCGAUUUUGCUUCAGGGAAAACCUGUUAACCAUUUGGAGGGAGUACAUGUGAAUAAGAUGGAAUUAUUAAAUAAAGCUUUGCUUCAGGUUUAGUCUCCUAGCGCAGAACAUCUUUGGUGAUCUGAAAGACCAUCUCUCUUAGAAAUGGAUAACUUCACAAGUGGGCAGCCAGGCCCAGGUCAGAGGAACAGGCUGAUGGGAUUGCUAGAAACAGAUGACAGUACCCCCGAAGAUAAACGUGCACCUAGUAAAAAGGAAGAAAGAUCAGGACCUGGAAAGAGAGAGCAACGACCCUUGGAAACACCGUAUCAGGAGGAAAGCAGUAACUUUCCUCCUAAAAUCAAGGUUAAUCUGAACUAUCGGCCAGGACUUGGUAGCAACCAAAAGGACCCAAAUCGCUUUGACAGAGGCAGGCUCUUCAGCGCCGUCUCAGGGGGCAGCCCCGAGGCACUGGAUGGUUUACUUGAGUACUUAAGGAGGACCUCCAAAUUUCUCACCGAUUCUGAAUACACAGAUGCAAAUACUGGGAAGACCUGCUUAAUGAAAGCCCUGUUGAACUUAAAAAAUGGAAAGAAUGACACAAUCCCACGUUUGCUGGAAAUAGAUCAAAAUACACACAAUCCCAGGCCACUUGUCAAUGUGGCAUGCUCUGACUGUUACUACAGAGGUCAGACAGCACUCCAUAUUGCCAUAGAGAAAAGGAGCCUAGAUUUAGUGAAGCUUCUAGUAGAGAAUGGAGCUGAUGUCCAUGCCAGAGCCCACGGUGAAUUCUUCAAGAAAAAGAAAGAAGGAGUUUACUUUUAUUUUGGUGAACUUCCCCUGUCCUUGGCUGCUUGUACCAACCAGCCUGAGGUUGUGGCAUAUCUUCUAAACAAUCCCCACCAGAAAGCCAGGCUCCAGGAGCAGGACACGCAGGGCAACACAGUCCUCCAUGCCCUGGUGAUGAUUGCAGAUGACACUGAGGAGAACACCAAGUUUGUGAGCACAACGUACGUUGAGAUCUUGAAGGCAGGUGUGAAGAUUGACCCAAUGUCGAAGCUGGAGGAGAUUGUGAAUUAUGAUGGAUUAAAUCCUCUGCAGCUUGCUGCCAAGACAGGCAAAGUGGAGAUCUUCAAACACAUUAUCCAAAGAGAGAUCAAAGACCCAGUGUACAGGCACUUGUCACGCAAGUUCACUGAAUGGACCUACGGGCCUAUCCAUGUGUGUCUCUAUGACUUGUCCUCUAUAGACAGCUUCGAGGAGAACUCUGUGCUAGAGAUUCUGGCAUACAGCAGUGACACACCGAAUCGGUACAAGAUGGUGGUUUUGGAGCCACUGAACAAACUGCUUCAGCAAAAAUGGGAAACAUUUGCUUCCAAGAGAUUCUACUUCAGUUUUGUCUCAUACUUGUCAUUCAUGAUCAUCUUCACAGCCAUUGCGUACUACCAACCCCUACGGGUAAAGCCUUCCUUUCCAGUGGAAUUCACGGCUGGAGGCUUCCUGUGGGUCUCUGGACUCAUCAUUAUCUUGCUAGGAGGCAUUUAUCUAAUCUUUGCUCAGAGUCUGUACUUGCGGAGGAGACGCCAGUCCCUGAAGACUAUGUGUUCUGACAGCUGCAUUGAGAUCUUGAUCUUCAUCCAGGCCUUCUCAUUGCUGCUCUCAGCAGUCCUUUAUGGUGCAAGUUCAGAAAACUAUGUGGCAGUGAUGGUGUUCUCCCUGCUUCUGGGAUGGGUGAACAUGCUGUAUUACACUCGGGGCUUUCAGCGCACUGGCAUCUACAGUGUCAUGAUCCAGAAGACUAUUCUGAGAGAUCUGCUGCGUUUCCUCUUGGUUUAUAUGAUCUUCCUCUUUGGCUUUGCUGCAGCUCUGGUUACACUGAUGGGGGAUGCUCCUUCGGUCUCUCAGAACAAAUCUCUUGCUCAUUUGGAGAGCACUGGGAACCAUGCUAUGUAUGGUGGGCUGCUUAGUGUCUCCCUGGAGCUCUUCAAGAUCACCAUUGGGAUGGGAGACCUGGAUUUUCAGGAACAUGCCAGAUUCAGAUACUUUGUCAUGCUCCUGCUGCUUCUUUUUGUGAUCAUCACUUACGUUCUUCUGCUCAACAUGCUGAUUGCUCUCAUGAGUGAGACUGUCACAGAUAUUUCUAGUUACAGCAAAAGCGUCUGGAAGCUGCAGAGGGCUAUUGCUAUUCUAGAGAUAGAGAAGGCCUGGCUGUGGCGCCAAGGUGGGAAAAGGAGAUCUGGCUGCUUCAUGUCAGUGGGCCUCAAUAAGAAAGAUGAAAGGUGGUGCUUCAGAGUAGAGGAAAUUAAAUGGACUGAUUGGGCAAAGGAUGUGGGAGUUCUUAAGGAAGACCCUGGCAACACCAAUGAUUCAGAAAUAAACCCAGAAGAGACAAGAUCAUGGAAACGGACGCCACAGAAACAGCUGAGACCAGGUGGUUCAGAGGAGCAGUCACUAUUGCAGCCCCAGAUGUCAGCAACUGAGAUGAUGCCUCUAGAGGGACAAACCAGGAAUCCUUAGGAGGUUUUCUGGAUUGCAAACUUGCUUCCACCCUCAAAGGAGCAGUUCUUCCUCUGGCACCUGGAAAAAUUAAAGACAUUGUCAGUAUUAAAGUGCAUUUAAUUGAAGACUGUGGUUCAGCCUGUGGCUUUAAGUAUUUUCAUGCACUUUAAUCAUUAAUUUCCUCUGAAGAUAGUAUUUUUACUCAACGUUCUUUGCCUGGCACUUUCUUAUUACUAUGUCUAAUGGUGCAAGAGCAAGAUCACAGGGCAGUGGGAGUGGUCUGUGGGAGGCAGCCCUUUCUGAGCUGUAUAGACAUAAUGCUGCUUGCCACAGAGAAGCAGAGGAUGAAGUGACUGAACUAAGAACGGGUCAACUGUUAUUCUUUUGUCACAAGAGACUGCCCUGAAGUGCUUUGGAAUAAAGACUGUUGUAGAGUCAUAAAAAGUUGCUAAGGAUGGGA
Messenger RNA from Pezoporus occidentalis (night parrot), 5761 nucleotides. It is a transcript of the gene TRPV2, whose product is annotated as transient receptor potential cation channel subfamily V member 2. The transcript has 17 exons. NCBI's taxonomy places the organism in Eukaryota, Metazoa, Chordata, Aves, Psittaciformes, Psittacidae. Bases 2968 to 5319 code for a protein of 783 amino acids. The record is from RefSeq and is a predicted model, not a curated record. Gene Ontology annotation, biological process: calcium ion import across plasma membrane. Gene Ontology annotation, cellular component: plasma membrane. Gene Ontology annotation, molecular function: protein binding; calcium channel activity.